Molecule: messenger RNA, 2124 nt
Organism: Leishmania major strain Friedlin
Lineage: Eukaryota; Euglenozoa; Kinetoplastea; Trypanosomatida; Trypanosomatidae
Exons: 1
Coding region: 1-2124 (707 amino acids)
Source: RefSeq, a predicted model, not a curated record
AUGGAGUAUCACAGACUGGAUUUGGUCAAUCAAGGUGUGGAGUCGCUGGAGGGGCUAGCUGAAAGAAAAGGUGAGAACUUCCUCGUAAUAAAUCUGCAGCGCAACCGACUCACCAACUUUGAGUUCUUUGGCACACACCCGUAUCUCAUCGAGGUGCAUUUACAGCACAACAGAAUCGAGUCGUUUCGUGGGCUCACUAGGCAAGCUUCUCUCAGAUCGCUGCAUCUGCAGGGCUGCCCGGUCGCAUGUCACCCAUACUACCGUCUCAUGGCGCUACUCACCAUCGGCUUUGGUCUGGAGGAUGUGGAUGGCCUUCCUAUUACCUCCCAAGAGCGACACUUCGCGAAGGCACUGGGGAAGAGGGCCGCGCUAGCGGUGAGUUACGGGUGGCUUUUAGAUCUUCAUCCGCGCACCAGCGCCGAGUACGAUGCCAUCAUCGACGAGUUCAGGCGCCUUCGACGGGAUGAGUACAAGCGAACGCAGGGGAGCCGCUUGACGAGUGUCAAAGCUGUGUUGGCCAAUCUUAACCGCACGCAGAGCCAACGCGGCAACAAUACAGCAGCUGAGCUUCAGCUGACUGAGAGAGAGAAAACAAUCACGCGGCUGACCCGACGAGUUGUGCAGCUGGAGUGUCAGCUUGCCGCCUCGUCGUCGGCCCACGCAGUCCCGCUACUUCCACCCACUGAAGAUGCUGUGAGGGUUCUUGGAAACAACAAGGUCUCGUCCUCUGAUGGGCUCUUCUCGGCUGCCGAGCUUGUGUUAAUGGACAAGAUGAGCUUCCUGCAUGGGAUUCAGCUGCGCCAUAACCUGGACAGAGAGCAGGGUGACUUUCAUCGCGUCUGUCUUCAGAUCGACCAUGAAACGUUGACUGCCGAGUCCUUCUUGUCCCGCCAGCGGCUUGUGCAGCUCAACUUGCGCUCCCUCCGCGUGCGCCAUGUUCGCCCUCUCACGUUGGCGGCAGCGGAUGCAACGGGUGGCACAGUGGAGCUGCGUUUCGAUUCGCUUCCGCUCCUGCAGGCUGUUUACAAGGCGCUGUUUCUCCUCAGCGCCCGCCCUCUGCCGCCGCUCUCGAUGAUCCCGCAGGGAGAGUUGCAGGAGGUGGAAAGUGCGCGCCGCCGCUCCCCUAAAGCGCUGACGCCCUCGGCGUCGCCGCUGACCUCUUUUGCGUUCUCCAAGGGGGAGCCAAGUGUCUCGUGGUGUACCACGUCAGAACAUCCGGCGAACUCACCCAAGGCCGGUGCGCUGACAUCGACACCAUCAGCUAGUAACAUGGCGCGUGGUGCGUCCGCGGCGCAGCACUUGGAGAUGCUCGACAAUGUCACGGAUGUUCCUCCUUUGAGUGCGGCGUACUCAGGCACCAGCGCUGCGGGGCGGUCUCACUCUGACUAUUUGGUGAAGGCGACGCGGAAGUCGCGCGCCGCUGCCGCAGUAGCAAAGGACAAGUGUGCGCCUGAGGCACUUGGCGUGGCGAGUCACGACUUCGACUCAUCGGCCGCGCAGGUCGAUGGUGCCGUGUCGAAGUCUACAAAGGCAGGGGCCACCGAAGCGUUCCCCGCGGCAGAGUCCGAGGAGCUUGCGAGCCUCGCGCUCAAGUCCACCAGUUCUGAGUGGGUUGUCUUUCAAAGCGAUACCGAGGACCAAAGCCGUGCGUCGGAGGAGGGCGUCGCUGUACCUGGCGUAGAAGAGGGUGCAGCAGCACUACCUCGUAUACCGCCCCUGGCGCCAGUCAAUGCCACACGACCUGCUGGCCGCUCUAAAGCUCCUGCACCUCUGCGCGUCCCGCCUCGGAAAACGCAAGUGGGGAGGACAUCCGCGACUUCAUCGGUGUCCGGCGUGCAAUUGGGGAGUGGAACAGACAAGGCGGCGGUGCCGGGGAACCCAAAUAUCACUAGCGUUGAAUCGCUCGGCACACCUGGCGCUGCCUCGCAGAAGUCCUCCGUCGUUUUUGACGGGAGACGGGAGGGGAAACAGAGAAGCAGCAUCAGUUUUCAAGUCACCAUGUUGAAUAGCGGGAAUGCGACAGCUAACACCGCGCGGUCAUCUGCAAAAGACUCCGCGCAACCAGAGGUUUCCUCCCGCUUUAGGUCACUGCUUAUCGAUUCGGACUCUGACUCGAACCACUGA